Messenger RNA from Ilyonectria robusta, 291 nucleotides. RefSeq lists its product as uncharacterized. The record is from RefSeq and is a predicted model, not a curated record. NCBI's taxonomy places the organism in Eukaryota, Fungi, Ascomycota, Sordariomycetes, Hypocreales, Nectriaceae. The transcript has a single exon. Bases 1 to 291 code for a protein of 96 amino acids.
AUGACUCCUCCACCUUCAGAACCAGAAACAACUUGCUACCUCCUCCCAGGUCUCCAAGCCCUAGACCCCUCUGUCCCAGAAGUCGACCUAGACGCCUACACUUGGAUCCAACCCACCGCCAUCGAAGACGACGAAGUAAUGUUCGACGGCAAGGCCCUAAGUACUUGGUACGAGGAGGAGCGUCGGCGUCUGACCAGCGGGAGCGAGGAUGGCGAGAAGUCAAGAAGUCAGAAUACUUGCGGAAACACCACUCGAGAUAGGACAAGUCACAUAAAGAAUAAGUCACUGUGA